Molecule: messenger RNA, 2434 nt
Organism: Chelmon rostratus (copperband butterflyfish)
Lineage: Eukaryota; Metazoa; Chordata; Actinopteri; Chaetodontiformes; Chaetodontidae
Gene: slc10a3
Product: solute carrier family 10 member 3
Exons: 1
Coding region: 432-1844 (470 amino acids)
Biological process (GO): bile acid and bile salt transport
Cellular component (GO): membrane
Molecular function (GO): bile acid:sodium symporter activity
Source: RefSeq, a predicted model, not a curated record
UGAGCAGCAAGCAAACGGGAGGCGAGCUACGAUGCUCUCCGCUUUCAUCAGCCGGGGAGAGAAUAAUAACGGAAGGCGAGGUGAGGCUCUGGUUUCCCGAGACGGACAUCUUAGCACCGAGUAGACAAAAGAGAAGCCGUGAGAGACCUGUGUGAGUGAGUGUUUCCUGUGUGCCGGGGGCCGCUGCUGUAGAGCCGGGCCAGACAGGACAGGGCGGGGUGAUGUUUAGGUUCCGGUAUAAAGCCAGCGAGAAAAUGAGAACCAGACGAGAUGUGGAGCCGGCUGCCGACGCUGUCGUGUUCAACGGGAGACUAGAAUGAGAAGUUUACCGUCCUGGUGGAACAGGGCGGCCGUGUAACCGUCUGGAGAGGCCGCUGGAGGGGGAGAAGCGUGUCUCUGCGGCGCCCCUCCGCCCCUCGUAUGUCAAUAAGAUGAGGACGCUAUUCACAUUCUGUUGUCUCUUCCUUAUUACCCACGGAGCGCACCGGGCGUGGGCCACCGGAAACCUGACAGUCGACAGCAGCAACGACACCAACCUGACGGCCGACAGCAGCAGCAGGUAUAUCAGAAUCGGAGACGGCUCAUCGCAGGAAUUUGAGUUUCCUGAAAACACCAACGGCGUGAUUGUAAUUUCCAGCCAGUACCGGAGCGCCGCCAGCAGGAAGGGCCGCCAGAGCUGGAAGCAGACGGUGAGAGUCCGCUCCCUGGACCCGGACGUCCUCUCCAUCCUUAAUGUAACGGACAGCGGCCACGCAGGACCAGCCAAGAGCUACAUUAUCAGCAUCCGCUCCGGGUUCCCAGGCAGGGCUCAGCUGCAGAUCCAGCUGCUGGACCUGGACCAGGAUUCGGUUCCGGUUCUGAUCGAGGAGAGAACGGAUUACUCCAUCAGAGUGGCGCCAGGUAGUGAUGACCCGGCCGCCCGGCUCGUCCAGUCGGGUGGCCUGUCCCAUUUUUCUGAGAACCCUGUGCUGUUUGCCUUGCUGCCCCUCAUCUUCGUCAACAAGUGUGCCUUCGGGUGCAAGGUGGAGGUGGAGGUGCUGCGGGGUCUGCUGAGGAGCCCCGUGCCACUGCUCUUAGGGGUUCUGGGUCAGUUCCUGGUGAUGCCAUUGUAUGCCUACUGUGUAUCCCAGCUGGCCUCGCUGCCCAAACCGCUCUCCCUGGGCCUGGUCAUCACCUGCUCUGCCCCAGGUGGUGGGGGCGGCUACCUGUACAGCCUGCUGCUCGGCGGAGACGUCACCCUGGCUAUCUCCAUGACCUUGGUCUCCACCGUGGUGGCAACAGCAGCCAUGCCUUUAUCAUCAGCCCUGUAUGGUCGGCUGCUGGGUGUGCAUGCUGCCCUGCACGUGCCAUUUGUGAAGAUCCUUGGCACCCUCCUGUUCAUUGCCAUCCCCAUCUCGCUGGGCAUGCUGGUCAAGCUGCGCCUGCCCGCCCUCACACGCGUCCUGCUGGCACUCAUAAGACCGUUCAGCUUUGUGCUCAUCGUGGGUGGCAUCUUCAUGGCCUACCAAAUGGGUGCAUUCAUCCUGGCUAACGUCAGGCCACAGAUUGUGGCAGUUGGGGUGACGGUGCCUUUGCUGGGGCUGAUGGUUGGAGCCAUCCUGGCCAAGCUGGUGGGCCUGGCCCCACCGCAGAGGAAGACGGUCAGCAUUGAGGUAGGCGUCCAGAACAGUCUUCUUGCACUCGCUGUCAUGCAGCUGUCCUUCCGCCGGGCAGAGGCCGACUUUGCGUCCCAGGCGCCCUUCAUCGUGGCCCUCAGCAGCACCUCGGAGAUGCUGCUCAUCGUUCUGGGGUACUUUGCCCAGCGGAGGUUGUGUGGGUCUGCCAUCACCAGGAGUGACGCCUGAUUGUAGCUGCAUUUUUUUUUCUGAACUUUUUGAAGAAUGAACCCUUUCAGACCUGUGGAAUUUUUGUGUCCCACAAUCUUGGCUACAAGACCUCCAACAAUUACAAAUCCAGUAAUCACCUUUGUGGUGCACGGGACAGUGAAUGGACUUUUGUGUUUUGUCAUUGUUUUCGUAUUUUUCAUGAAAACCAAAGGCCUUUUACCCUGCUGAGACCUUUUUGUGUUUAUUUUACAGUAUGUACUUUUUAAAAUCAGAUUAUACUGUGAGGUACUUCAUGUAAAUAUUCCUAAGAAGAGAAAUACCUAUUAAAAAGAUAUUUUUGUACCAGAUUACUUUUUGUAAUCAAAAAGCAAAGAUUGAUUUGCAUCAUGUUUACAAGAGGUCCAUGUGUCUUAGCCUGGGGAGAAUUUUGAGGGUUAAGUGGAAUCGUCGGUUAAUCAAACAGGAACAUGAUGAUGUUUUGAAAGUAUUUGCUACUGAUUGUGUUCCCUGGAUCUGCGAAUCCAUGUACUUGAAUAUUUGAGAGGAGAGAUGAAGAAGAAGUCAAUAAAACCAUUGUUAAAGCAGGCUUCAGUUUGUCAAGAGUAUGU